AUGCGUCUGAAACAGGUUCCCGUGGAUUUCGAAGCGGAAUUCGACUCGGAGGGAAGAAUCUGGUGCACAUGUACGCUGUGCAAACAGAACAAGGAUGGGGGACGGUACGUCAACGAACGCACCAGGAGAAAGCACCUUGAGAAAGAGAGAGCACCUGCAGCUGCUGUCAGUUCACAUGCUCGAACAUCUGCAGCAGGAGCCUUAGUGGAGAGAGAAAUCCCAAACGCAGAGACAGAGCUUCGAGUUCCAGCAGGGCGCUCUGAAGCAAACCAGGCCAAUCUUCUGGCUGGUAACGUGGAAUUUGAGGGGGAAGGGGGGCUAGAUGGUGCAGAGCCAGGGACACGAGCUGAAGCAGCGCAUGCGCGAAGAGAGGGUGGGAGAAACGGAACAGAAAGGGCAGGGAUUGGCAGCUGGUUUGGCCAGUUACCGGACUUUGAGGCUCCUGCUGUAGACGAUGACCGCGAGCAUGGCCAGGGGGAAGAUCCAGGGCAAGCGGGUGGUCCAGGGUCUGCUCUUGAGGAGAAGCUGCUCGAUGCGAUCGUCGACCUGCAGAGGAUUGGAGAGCAGAGUGCUCUCAGCAACGCAGUCAUGGACAAGCUGCUCAAGACGUGCAUCGGCGCGAGCGACUCCUUCGCUGCGGCAAUCGACCCUCGGUGGAAAGAGACCAUCACGAGGCUGGCUCUUCCUCAAUCGCAUGCUCAGGUAACUGCCUACCUGGCAAGGUCGUCACGUGAGCUGGGCGAAGCACAGAACUGGCGCUGGCACCCGGGCCCCAAAACAGGAGAGAACAAGGGCCACUGGCACCUCUUCGCCCCGAGCGCCGAAGACUGCAGAACGACUCCCUGUCCCGAAUGCGAAGAGGGGCCGCGCAGGCCAGCGUGGCGCGACUGCCCCGUGCACCAAGAGAAGUGCCCGGACUGCGGCUUCCGGCGGCGGGACGCGUACGAGCUGCCGUACAUAUCGCCAGAGCUGCACGCGCGCGCGAAGCUCACCACGCUGGAAGGCUGCAAAGACGCGACGGUCCGGGGGGCUUGGGGACAGCGGGAACAUUGGCUGGGGCAACCGAAGGGGGGGGUUUUCGAGCCGCAGUCGGAAGUCUGGGACGGGGAGCGGUGGCGAGACGACGCGGCGUUCUUCGACCCCGAGUCCAGCUUCCUUCUUCCGCUGACGUGCCCGGAGUGCUGCAGAAGCCGGAAAGUGCAUUGCGCCAAGACGUUCAGCCCCCCCUGGUUCACCCGGCCGACCCUCCAGAUGUGGGUCGCCGAACGGCAGCGCUUCGAAGCGCUGUGCCCCAUCUGCAAAACGGAGAUGACGGCGACGCUGUCAGACCUGGCGAGACGGGGGGACCCGAGGAACUUGAAGCUGGGGCUGCAUCAGGACGGGUUCCCGACGGCAACCACGUCGAGCAAGUCCAGCUGCAUCCUGGACGUGUUUCCAAUGACGGUCUCCAAACGCAAUCUGCACAGGGGGACGGAGGACUGGCUGUGGCCGUUAAUGUUGCCCCAAAAGACGAAGAUGGUCGCCGGCCCCGACUGUUACGACCCCUUCAUGCUCGCAUUCGUGCUGGACGCCCUGCGCCUCUUCAAGGAGGGCAUCCUGGUCAACUACGCCCUCCCUCCCAACGAGAUUAGCCCCAAACUCCCCCCUCAGAACGGCCCGGUUAGGAUCCGGAUGAUAGUCUCGAGCGUGUUUUCAGACCUUCCGGCCCUGGCGGAUAUGUUGAAGUUCAAGCUGGGGGGAUACUGGGUUUCGCGGAGCUGCAAGCACCAGGCUACGCGCUACAACGACGGGAGGCUGGUUUAUCAAGACGGCCGGCGGCUCGCGCGCGACGGGUGCGAAGAGAAGACGAUGGAAGAUGUCGCGGCCGCAAUGCUCGAGCACCUAGGGGCGAGGUCAAAGGCGGAGCGGAAUCGGAUCAACAAGCGGACGGGCUUCAAUGGGUUCUGCAUGCUAUUGAUCCUGUGGGCGGCGUACGGUCUGCACCUGUUGCUGGACAUAUGCAGCGACUUCCUGCACUGUGGCCCCGAAAACAUGGUGAAGCACCUGUUACAAGACUUUCUGAACGGGGUCACUUCAAAGCAGGGCGACACGACGUUCAGUUUAGAACCUCCCCGGGCCGAUAAAGAGGAUUUCGGCAAGCGGCUGGCGGGCAUCAGACCCACCCGGAAGCUCGGCGACGGACGGUGGCCGGCAGACCCGGAGAAGCGGCCGCUGGGGUGGUGGAAGGCGGAGGAGCACAUGAAGGCGGCGACGGUCUGCUUCGCCACCGCGUUCGCCGACGUCGCGACGGAGGACCCGGAGGGGUACGCGAUCGUGCAGCUGGUGGCGUGCAUCCACACGCUCGUGUACUUGGUCGGCACGCGGGGCGGGUGGACGAGCAAGCUUGCGUGCGUGUUCCAGCAGCUGCUCAAGGCGAAGCUGGUCCGCGCGGAGGAGUACGCGCUGCCCAAGCUGCGCCCGCUCGAUCACGAGACCUGCCUGCACAUGCCCACAAACGUGCGCAUGCACGGCCCGCCCGACGCGUACUGGUGUUACGCGCAAGAACGCAAGAUCAAGCAGCUGGUCAACACCAAGCACAACUGCAAGGAGGUCGAGAGUACGCUCCACAAGCGGGCGCUUUUCUGCGUGAGGAUUGCGUGGCUGCUCCGAAAACGACGCGAAGAGCGACUCCGUGCCGCCGGACGGUCAGCGGGCGACGACGUGUGGGCGCGCGCGCGCGCGCGCGAGUCGGAUGGGGUCGUCUUCGCCGCGUCGCAGACAGAAGCCGCGACCUACGUGGAGCAGCUGGGGCUCGAGCGGCCGCGCGAUGCGCGCGCGUCGGACGAGCAGAUACUCGCGCGCGUGCGCGAGGAGGGUGUGGCGGUCGGGCAGUUGCCGGAAAAGUGGGAAACGCGGACGCGCCUGCGACUGGAGAACGUGCAGCGCGUCGCCGUCGAGCGCAUCUUUGACGGAGAGGCGCGGGCGGCCGCGAGGACGGGGGAGCGGUACUACCGAGUGGAUCGUCGUACGCUCGGCGAGAACAACUUCGCUCCGGGCGACCACGCCGUGCUGGCCCCGAAAGCUGCGGACGAGUCGGAGGAGUACGUCCUGGUGGAGUCGUUCUUCACCGCGAAGCCCAAGAACGGCCCCCGGCGGAUCUUCUUGGAAUACUCGCGGUUCCGCAUCCAGCGCGACGCGGAGACGGGGCUUCCCCUGGGUGGCAGUCCGCACAACUGCCUCAUGCUCGAGCCCCUGAAGCCAGGCCAGAAGCGCGUCCGGCUGGCUUGCCACUUGCGGAGGCACUUCAUCCCGGUGCCCGCCCUCGGCGAGACGCUCUGCACAGGGGCGAGUCACGUGAUCGAGGUGGCGCCGAGCGGGCUGGGGUUCGAGGCGCACGACGUGUGGGUGCCGGUCUUACCCCGGGUCGGGGACAUCGUCCGAGUGGAGGUGUUAGAGGACGCGGACGUCCGGAAAGAGGGUGUAGAAGGGCAGUGGGGCUACGGAGUCCCGUACGGGGUCCUCAAGUCGGUGAGGCCGGGCUGGUCCUUGGCGUACGCCAUCGUGCGGAAGGUCAGCUCCGGUGGGGGAAGGAAGGCAGCCCUCCAGUGGCUGAAAAGAUGCGGACCACCUGCACCGGACGGGGGGGAAGAAGACUGGACGCCCUACCCAGUCGAGGGAGAGAUGGACGUCGACAGCGACGCCGAGAGAGACGAGGAGAGUGACGCUGAGAGUGACGGGGAGGCACGCGCCUACGAGCUGAAGACGGUGACCUGGAACCAGAUAAAAGACCGCGUGGAGUCGGUGAAGAUGGUGGAGGACAGGCAGCGGGGCCAGAUCUACACGUUCAAGGCGCUGCCGCCCGUACGCAUCCGGAUCUAG
Klebsormidium nitens is the source of this 3858-nucleotide messenger RNA. Lineage: Eukaryota; Viridiplantae; Streptophyta; Klebsormidiophyceae; Klebsormidiales; Klebsormidiaceae. The record is from the annotation of a GenBank genome assembly.